This is a messenger RNA of Astyanax mexicanus (Mexican tetra), 1845 nucleotides long. RefSeq names its product PDZ and LIM domain 3a (gene pdlim3a). Gene Ontology annotation, biological process: muscle structure development; heart development; actin cytoskeleton organization. The transcript has 7 exons. Lineage: Eukaryota; Metazoa; Chordata; Actinopteri; Characiformes; Acestrorhamphidae. Gene Ontology annotation, cellular component: Z disc; adherens junction; stress fiber. The record is from RefSeq and is a predicted model, not a curated record. Gene Ontology annotation, molecular function: actin binding; muscle alpha-actinin binding. Bases 68 to 1021 code for a protein of 317 amino acids.
UACAGUCAUCCAUUCUGCAGCAGGACACACACACACACACACACACACUGAUAGACACACUGAGGAUAUGCCACACUGUGUGGUUCUGGAUGGUCCGGCUCCAUGGGGAUUCCGGCUUAUCGGAGGAAAAGACUUCAAUCAGCCUCUGACUAUUGCUAGGAUUUCUUCAGGCAGCAAGGCCUCCAUGGUUGACCUGUCUCCUGGUGACAUCAUUCUGGCCAUAGAUGGCAUCGCCACCGCUAACAUGUUGCACUGCGACGCCCAGAAUCACAUCAGAGAGGCAACAGAUCAGCUCACCUUAACCAUCGAGAGGCCAGAAGCCCAGCUGUGGUCACCUCGCGUCAAUGAAGAUGGCAGAGCUCACCCUUUCAAAAUCAACCUGGAGUCAGAGCGACAGGAAUUCAGGCCAAUAGGCACAGGCCAUAACCGAAGGGCCGCCCCCUUUGUGGCAGCAGCUAACAUUGAUGACAAGCGACAGGUGGUCAGUUCAGCCUACAACUCCCCCAUCGGCCUUUAUUCCUCAGGCAACAUCCAGGACGCCUUACAUGGUCAGCUCAGGGGCCUGAUUCACAACAAGCCAGAGAGUCCUAGGAUCCUAACGAGUAUAGAAGAGUCAGAUGUGUAUCGAAUGCUACAGAAAGAUAAAACAGAGGAGGAGCCUCAUGAGCCCCGCCAAUCAGGAUCCUUCAAAGCCCUGCAGGAUUACAUCAACAGUGAGGGAACCCGUCCGUUAGUGACGAGAACAGUGCGAGCGCCCACCACCAAGCCCCCGACCCCUGCUGGAAACCUCCACAAGCUGCCAAUGUGUGACAAGUGCGGCAACGGCAUAGUUGGGACAGUUGUAAAGGUGCAGGAUAAGUAUCGGCACCCCGGCUGCUUCGUCUGCUCAGACUGUGAGGAGAACUUGAAGCAGAAAGGAUACUUCUUCAUAGACAAUGAGCUUUACUGCGAAACUCAUGCACGCGCUCGCUCGAAACCGCCUGAAGGUCACGACCUGGUCACGACUUUCCCCUCAGAGUAGAGAACACACAAACCUGUACAGAUGCACAAAAAAACACAUGUACACUUUUUUUUGCUAACAGACACAAAUCAAAUAGAAUUUCCAGAAAAAAUGUAGUGAAUAAAUAUGUAAGGCCCAUUAAAAAUCAUUUAAUUUAGAACUUAGAAUCCAGUUCCACUUAUAUAUGAAUGAGCAGUAAAGCCACUCUGCUAAAGUACAGUGCUAUGCAAGCGUUUUAGUGAAGUUCCUAUAGCACUGAGACUGGAGACUGGAGUAGCAUUAGCAUUAGCCGCUAACAGUGCUAUGCGGUAGCUCUGGCUUACACUCAGGGUUAUUCAGUGUAGUGCUGUCGGGUGGCAUUUACUAGCGCUAUCCGCGGCUAAUGCUAAUGCUAACACUGCAGCACCCAGCCUUGGAUAUCUGAAUAUUGGAUAUCUGAAUAUCUAAGCUUACUGUAAAUAAACAGAAGAGCUUUACUCACCCAAAUAAACAGUUUCCAGGAGAGAAAUCAGUGUAGAUUAACAUCUUAGUUUAGAAGGAAAACUAGUGUAGCAUGAUGUGCCUUAAUAUCUGGUGCGGUCAUGAAUGAAAAUAGACAAGAAAAUAGAUGUUCGUGCCUUAUAGUGUGCCUUAUAAUCCGAUGCCCCUUAUAGUGCGAAAAAUACAGUAGUCUGAGGUCCCUUUAGGAACACACACACACACACACACACACACACUACACAAUUACAUAUACCCACUGGUGUAGCCCAUUGAUUGUAUUUUUUGUAGUGUAUUAGUAAUGUGUUCUGUGUUCUUAUUUCAAUAAAUGAAUAAAUAAAUGAACAAAUAAUAAUAAAAAAAAACAC